AUGCAGGAGUCUAGCUUCGCAUUCGAGAGCGCGGAGAGGAGAGUGCAGAUUCAGGAGCUCGACCGAGAGACUCGGCUGCUGAGAGGUGCCAGGCUGGCUGAGGGAGUCAAGCAGGAGGGGUUCGUGAGCAAGCUGCUGAAGAUUGCGGUUCUGCUGCAGGAGGAAGGGUGCUGGGAUGCGAGGCUCGCUGGCGUAUUCCUCGACAUUGCGCUCGUCUGCGAGCUCAGCGGAGACUUCAAGAUGGGGGUCCUGGCCGGUGAGAAGGCACUGCAGAUCAAGAGGGAUAGCCAGGGUAUUGAUUUCCCGGACUUCAAGAGGUACGCCGAGGCUGUGGAGAGAAUCAAGGCGAGUAGGAGGCGCGAGAUGGGGAGUGCCAAUGAUUGGAAGGUCUGA
This is a messenger RNA of Ascochyta rabiei, 393 nucleotides long. RefSeq lists its product as uncharacterized. The coding region runs from base 1 to 393 and encodes 130 amino acids. NCBI's taxonomy places the organism in Eukaryota, Fungi, Ascomycota, Dothideomycetes, Pleosporales, Didymellaceae. The transcript is spliced from 2 exons. The record is from RefSeq and is a predicted model, not a curated record.